CAUUGGGUCUCUGGAAAGGUCUGGCGUGCGUCUGAGAACAGGGCUGCAUGUGAUUGUAUCCACUUCCUGUGACUCCAGCUGGCGUGCUAGGACUUUGCAUGCACUUAAAUGUGGUUAAUCUGGCGACGGAUGAGCAGUCACUUGAGACAGGGCUCUAAGCUUUGCACAGGUUGUGCUUGCUAUGGUUCCACUUGCAUGGACUCGCUUUUUUGUGACAGUACAUUCCCCAAAGCCGGCUUGGGGCAGCUCUGCUGGAAAGCCUGCCUUGCAAAUCCUACUAUAUCACCUGGAAGCGCUUCCCCUCUUCCCUUUCUAGAGUUAUGUGAGCGGGGCCGCUCAUCCCCAGCUUCAUCUCCCUUCAGGUUGCCUGGAGUCCCAGUUUGGCCUCUCAGCUUCCUGGCUCCGGGUUCAAGUCACCUCUCUACACCAUGCCUCGGUGUGGUGUGCCAGUCUGUCAACUAGAGCUAAUAUUGCCCCACAUCUCAGGCUGGUUGCCUGAUGUCUGGAAUGCUUAGCUCACCUCAGCUACUACUAAAGUUGUUACUUUAUGAAAUCUGCUCUAUGGGGUUUGUGCAAAGUGGGAAUUGUGUCUAUGAGCACAAUACUCUGUGUGUCCUACCUGAGGCAGCCUGGGACAGAUUAUGCUCUUUGACCUCUCUCUCUGUCACUCCAGACUCAAGACCUCCCUGCCUGCUUUGUAAUGGUGGCCGUCAAGACUACUGUCUUGAACAUGCUAGGCAAAGAUUCUACCUUAGAGCCCCCAACCUGCUGGCUUCUCAACUCUCGGUUACUGACAGGGAAUGUGUAUGUUCUGGGGUCUCUGUGCAGACAUGUCCCACAGUGAAGCCAGGCAUGCUCAACGUGCACCUGUUGCCUCAUACACAUGAUGAUGUAGGCUGGCUGAAGACAGUGGACCAGUACUAUUAUGGCAGCCUAAAUGAUAUUCAGCAUGCAUCUGUUCAGUAUAUCCUAGACUCGGUAAUCCCCUCUCUACUGGAGGAUCCCACCCGACGCUUCAUCUACGUGGAGAUGGCUUUCUUUUCCCGUUGGUGGAAGCAGCAGACAAAUGCAAAACAGGAUAUCGUACGGAAAUUGGUGCGCCAGGGGCGUCUGGAGUUUGUCAAUGGUGGCUGGGUGAUGAAUGAUGAGGGAGCCACCCACUAUGGUGCUAUUGUGGACCAGAUGACACUUGGGCUACGCUUCCUGCAAGACACGUUCGGUAGCAAUGGCCGUCCACGUGUAGCCUGGCAUAUUGACCCUUUCGGCCACUCUCGAGAACAGGCCUCUCUGUUUGCCCAGAUGGGUUUUGAUGGCUUCUUCCUUGGGCGCAUUGACUAUCAAGAUAAAUUUUUUCGGAAGAAGGAACUGAAGAUGGAGGAGGUGUGGAGGGCCAGUGCCAGCUUGAAGCCCCCAAUUGCUGACCUCUUUACUGGUGUGCUCCCCAAUAAUUACGACCCUCCGAAGAACCUGUGCUGGGAUGUGCUAUGUGAAGACAAUCCCAUAGUGGAGGAUCCUGAAAGUCCUGAGUACAAUGCAGUUGCUUUGGUCAGUGACUUCCUGCAGCUGGCCUCUUUACAGCAACAGUAUUACCGAACCAACCACACUGUGAUGACCAUGGGUUCAGACUUCCACUAUGAGAAUGCCAACAUGUGGUUCAAGAACAUGGACAAGCUUAUCCGCCUGGUCAACGAGCAGCAGGCAGAGGGGAGCAAGGUCCAUGUUCUCUACUCCACCCCUACGUGUUACCUCUGGGAGCUGAACAAGGCCAAUCUAACCUGGUCUGUGAAGGAAGAUGACUUCUUUCCUUAUGCUGACGGCCCCCACAUGUUCUGGACCGGCUAUUUUUCUAGCAGACCGGCCCUCAAACGCUAUGAGCGCCUCAGCUACAACUUCCUUCAGGUGUGCAACCAGCUGGAGGCACUGGCCGGUCCCGCAGCCAACGUGGGACCCUAUGGCACAGGAGACAGUGCACCCCUUAAGGAGGCAAUGGCUGUGCUCCAGCACCACGAUGCGGUCACUGGUACUGCAAGGCAGAACGUUGUAAAUGACUAUGCAAGGCAGCUGGCAGCAGGCUGGAGACCCUGUGAGGUUUUGGUGAGCAACGCUCUGGCGCGGCUCAGCUUCUACAAACAGAACUUCUCAUUCUGCCGCGAGCUCAACAUCAGCAUCUGCCCAGUCAGCCAGAACUCUGACCAAUUCCAGAUAACUGUUUACAACCCCCUGGGCCGGAAGGUGCAUCAGAUGGUCCGACUGCCAGUCAGUGAAGGCAUCUUCUUUGUGGAGGACCCUAAUGGAAAGACUGUGCCCAGUAAUGUGGUGAUGCUUCCCAGCUCCUACAGUAAGAAGUACCGAUGGGAGCUGGUGUUCUCAGCCUCAGUGCCUGCCCUGGGCUUCAGCAUCUACUCUGUGGUCAAGGUGACUGUCCAUAACUCCCAGGCCCAGAGCCUUCAGGCCAGCCCCAGGAGACCCAGGUCCUAUGUCUUGGCCAUUGAAAAUGAGUACAUCCGGGCUACAUUUGACUCUGAAACAGGGUUAUUGAUGAAGAUUGAAAACAUGGAACAGAACCUCUCACUCCCUGUGAGCCAAGGCUUCUUUUGGUACAAAGCCAGCACUGGUGAUGAGGAGAGCACUCAGGCCUCUGGUGCCUACAUCUUCAGACCCAGCCAUCCUAAACCACUGCCUGUAAGCCGCUGGGCUCGGAUCCAUCAGGUGAAGACAGCCUUGGUGCAGGAGGUACACCAGAAUUUUUCAGCCUGGUGUUCUCAAGUGGUUCGCCUGUACCCAGGACAGCGUCACUUGGAGCUGGAGUGGACGGUGGGACCAAUCCCAGUGAGAGAUAACUUGGGGAAGGAGGUCAUCAGCCGCUUUAACACCCCGAUGAAAACAAAUGGACAGUUCUACACAGACAGCAACGGCAGGGAAAUCCUGAAGAGGAGACGUGAUCAUCGACCCACUUGGAGAUUAAAUCAGACUGAACCGGUAGCUGGAAAUUACUAUCCUGUCAACACUCGAAUCUACAUCUCGGAUGGGCACAUGCAGCUGACCGUGGUGACCGACCGCUCCCAGGGGGGCAGCAGUCUGAAGGAUGGCUCACUGGAGCUCAUGGUGCACAGAAGGCUGUUGGUAGAUGAUCAGCGUGGACUCCUGGAGCCCCUCAUGGACUCAGGGACCGGGAAAAUUGUGAGAGGGCGCCACCUUGUGCUUUUGAGUUCUGUUACUGAUGCAGCUGAAAGGCACCGCCUGCUGGUGGAGAAGGAGGUCCUGUCCCCUCAGGUGGUGCUGGCUCAGGGUGAUGGCAGUCCCUAUUACUCCAGGGCAGCACCAAAGAUGCAGUUCUCGGGACUUCGCCAGGACCUACCUCCCCAGGUACAUCUGCUUACACUGGCUCGCUGGGGACCAAAGAUGGUGCUGUUACGCUUGGAGCACCAGUUCGCUGUGAAAGAAGAUUCACGAGGCAACCUGAGCUCCCCUGUAACCUUGAACUUUCAGAACCUGUUCCAGGCCUUCACUAUCACUGACCUGCAGGAGACCACAUUGGCAGCCAACCAGCCCCUGUCCAGGGCUUCCAGGCUGAAGUGGAUAACAAAUACUGGUGAAGACCUGGCAGGAUUCCUGCCUGGGGCUGGCAGCUGAGGGUGGAGUGUGUGGGUUGUUGGCUAGGAGCCAAUGUAGAGCUUGAGGACAGGGCCUUA
Messenger RNA from Peromyscus eremicus (cactus mouse), 3692 nucleotides. RefSeq names its product lysosomal alpha-mannosidase-like. Gene Ontology annotation, molecular function: alpha-mannosidase activity; carbohydrate binding. Gene Ontology annotation, cellular component: lysosome. Gene Ontology annotation, biological process: mannose metabolic process. The record is from RefSeq and is a predicted model, not a curated record. The transcript has 22 exons. NCBI's taxonomy places the organism in Eukaryota, Metazoa, Chordata, Mammalia, Rodentia, Cricetidae. The coding region runs from base 499 to 3633 and encodes 1044 amino acids.